Messenger RNA from Heterocephalus glaber (naked mole-rat), 665 nucleotides. RefSeq names its product lysozyme (gene Lyz). Gene Ontology annotation, biological process: defense response to Gram-negative bacterium; defense response to Gram-positive bacterium. Gene Ontology annotation, molecular function: lysozyme activity. The record is from RefSeq and is a predicted model, not a curated record. Lineage: Eukaryota; Metazoa; Chordata; Mammalia; Rodentia; Bathyergidae.
AAGUUAAAACACUUUAAAUACUGUGGCUGACUCACCCUGCUCAGCCCAGCAGUCUGGCUCCCCAGUUGACAUGAAGGCUCUCCUUAUUCUGGGGCUUCUCCUCCUUUCUGUCACCAUCCAUGGGAAGAUCUUUGAAAGGUGUGAGUUGGCCAGAACUCUGAAGAGAUUUGGACUGGAUGGCUACCGGGGAAUCAGCCUGCCAAACUGGGUGUGUUUGGCCAGAUGGGAGAGUAGUUAUAACACAAAAGCUACAAACUACAAUCCUGGAGACAGAAGCACUGAUUAUGGGAUAUUUCAGAUCAAUAGCCACUACUGGUGCAAUGAUGGCAAAACCCCAGGAGCUGUUAAUGCCUGCGGUAUAUCCUGCAAUGCCUUGUUGCAAGAUGACAUCACUGAAGCAGUGGCUUGUGCAAAGAGGGUUGUGAGGGACCCACAAGGCAUUAGAGCAUGGGUGGCAUGGAGACAUCGGUGUCAAAACCAAGAUCUCACUCAGUAUGUGCGUGGCUGUGGAGUGUAACUGCAGACUUUUCCUUCUUGAGCUCACGUUGCUCCUUUUUGACAUGAAGGGAGUGAUACAUAAGCUUAAAGUCACAGCACCAUUGUUUCCCUUCAAAUAAACAGAAUCUUUACAGUAGCAAGAGCAAAAUAUAUCCUUUCUUCUCAGA